Messenger RNA from Pelmatolapia mariae (spotted tilapia), 2285 nucleotides. RefSeq names its product dachshund homolog 2-like. Gene Ontology annotation, biological process: regulation of transcription by RNA polymerase II. The transcript has 12 exons. Gene Ontology annotation, cellular component: nucleus; transcription regulator complex. Bases 7 to 1524 code for a protein of 505 amino acids. The record is from RefSeq and is a predicted model, not a curated record. Gene Ontology annotation, molecular function: RNA polymerase II cis-regulatory region sequence-specific DNA binding; DNA-binding transcription factor activity, RNA polymerase II-specific. Lineage: Eukaryota; Metazoa; Chordata; Actinopteri; Cichliformes; Cichlidae.
UGCCGGAUGGUGGACGUGCACGGCGUGCAGGUGGCGUCGUUCACGGUGGACGGCGCGGAGCUGGUGUGCCUGCCGCAGGUGUUCCAGCUGUUCCUGAAGCACCUGGUGGGGGGGCUGCACACCGUGUACACCAAGCUGAAGCGCCUGCGCAUCAGCCCCGUGGUCUGCACCGUGGAGCAGGUGCGCGUGCUGCGCGGGCUCGGAGCCAUCCAGCCCGGAGUGAACCGCUGCAAGCUCAUCAGCAGACCCGACUUCGAGACUCUGUACCGGGACUGCACCUGCGCCAGCUCUCGUCCAGGUCGGCCUCCUAAGAGAACGCUGGGCGUGGCCUCCAUGACUGAAGGCUCCAGGCUCCUCCCACACAGUCUGCUAAGCCCCACCCUGCUGUCUCAGACAGGGCUGACAGCGGCGGCAGCGAUGGCCGAGGUUCUGAGGCUCCAGAAGAUGCGGAUGAUGAUGCGUUUCCAUGGCAGCGGUGAUCAGCAGCGACACCACAGCAGAGCCGAGUCGGAGAACGAGGACACGGGAGGUAGCAAAGGAUCCUGGGAAAAGGAGCAGCAGCUCCUCUCUCCUCCCCCCUCAGUUGUAGCGCCUCCUGCUGGUUCGGCAUCCCUACACUUCAACACUUUGCAGCAGCAGAGCUCGCUGUUAGCCAACCGCCUGUCAGACCUUCCAUUUAUGGUUAUGCCACAUCCCAUCCUCCCUGUGGGCUUGCCUCCUGCCAAUGUUGCUAUGGCGAUGAAUCAGAUGAGUCAGCUCAGUGAUUUAGCAAACAUGGCUGUUGUGUCACAGGUCUACACAGAAGAGAGCAAGGAGUCUCCUCUAGGUAGCCCCUCCCCCACUCCCAGCGACGAUGAGCUCCACCCACAGGAACCAACCAGCCGAUCGCCUUCUAGGGCAUCUUCAUCAUCGUCAUCAUCACCCCUUCCACCAGCACACACACCAGAGCUGGAUGGGGAGCCAGGAAACUUCAAACAGGCUUUGAAAGAAAAAGAGGACAGCCUGCUGCCCCUCUCCCUCAUCAAACCAACCUAUGAGAAGCUGGCACUCACCUCCCAGUCACUGUCAAUCAAACACACAAACCCCGCCUUUGCUCCGUUCCUAUUGGCUGAGGGUCUGUCAUCGAUGGAGACGCUGCUGACCAACAUACAGGGUCUCCUGAAGGUGGCGGUGGAGAGCGCUCGCUCUCAGGACAAACACAACCAGCAGGAGAGGAAAGAGUUAAAACUGGAGCUGGAGAGAGAAAGGGACGCCCGACAGACGCUGCAGAGACAGCUGAGCUCCGAGCUGCACACCAGAGUGUCGAUCCAGCGGAGGCUGAAGAAGGAGAAGAAGGCAAAGAGGAAGCUGCAGGAGGCACUGAACUUUGAGUGGAGGAGGAGAGAGCAGGUGGAGCGAGCGCUCAAACGCUCGGACGGCCUCACAGAUGCUGUGACUCCGGAAAGCGAGCUGGAGAACACCCAUCAGGAGAACGCUGCAGCUCACGAGCACCGAGUGUUCACCAAACCCCCGCUGCUCUUCUGAGACGCUCGCUGUGACAGAGGAGGAGAAAACGACUCCCAUCAGCCACCUGUCUGCUAAUGGACAGAGCACAGAGGACAAUGUGAAAGGGGCGGGGUUUCAGUGUGAUGUCAGUGGGUGAAAUGUGACCUCACGAGGAAGCUCUGCCCCACGGGAUCUGCUCCUGUGACUAAUGUGAAAGUGGGUGUGAACUGUUACCUGACGGGGGCGGAGUCACAGCUGGACGUGUCUGAUGUUUAGAAACUUUGACGGUGACACAGGUGCGCUCCGGUCUUAACGAGCUUAACGAGGCGGCCGUCCCACUCUGCUCUGAUUUACUUUAUUUUGUUUACUGUCGUUUGUUUUUGUUUUUUAUGAGUGAAAAAAUGAAAACGAAUCAGUGACGAGUUGAAUUCAGUUUGUUGUCGUUAACCACACAGAGCCAGGAACUCUGCUUUUGUCUCACUGCAGGAAGCUGAUGUUAUUGAUUAUCGAUUUUGGUCCUGAAUGUUGUUUCUGAUCCACCUGCUGCCGACCAAUCACAGGGCUUCCUCCUGCUCCUGCAGCCUGAUUGGCUGUGUCAGCGUCUGUAACAUUUUACCUUGAUGAAAAUAAAAGAUGAAUCUUCAUAGCUGUCGUGUCCCUGCGUCCUGCUGUGACUGAAACACAGAACCAGCCCGGGUCAGCGCUGACAGGCUCGUAGGUCCAAAUGAUGCUCCACAGAGAGCUGAUGAUGAUGAUGAAGGUCAGAGGGAGAAUGAUGAAGGAACACACUCAAACAGCUU